Messenger RNA from Sorghum bicolor (sorghum), 904 nucleotides. Its product is annotated as acylphosphatase. NCBI's taxonomy places the organism in Eukaryota, Viridiplantae, Streptophyta, Magnoliopsida, Poales, Poaceae. The record is from RefSeq and is a predicted model, not a curated record. Bases 88 to 516 code for a protein of 142 amino acids. Gene Ontology annotation, molecular function: acylphosphatase activity. The transcript has a single exon.
UCUAGCAAAGUGGGCUACCUCGACAAGCCGGCUCCCCCUGGUCCCAACCAUCGCAUCGCAUUCUCCUUGCCUGCUCCAGAAACCAGAAUGUUCCCCUCCAGCUCCGCCUCCGCCACGGCCCCGCGCUUCCUCCGCCCCUUCACCGGCGCCACCGCAGUACCCCGCCGCGCCAUGGCGGCGGCAUCCGCGGGCGGCCCAAGCGACCCGUCGACGCCGCAGCAGUCUUCUCCCACCACCAAGGCGGUGCGCGUGGUGGUGAAGGGCCGCGUGCAGGGCGUCUUCUUCCGGGACUGGACCGUGGAGACGGCGCGCUCCCUGGGGCUCGCCGGGUGGGUCCGCAACCGCCGCGACGGCACCGUGGAGGCGCUGCUCUCCGGGGACCCCGACAAGGUCGACGAGAUGGUGUCCCGGCGGAUCCCCGUUGGCCCGCCCGCGGCCGUCGUCACCGCCGUCGUGCCCUCCCCCGCCGAACCGGUCGCCCCCGACGAGGGCUUCCACCGCAAGCCCACCGCCUGACUGGUGGGCUGGUUCGUCAGCCAUCCAUCCAUGCGGCGGCGCGUGGUCAUUGACGAACGGCGCCACUCGCCUGCGUGGUAAUCAAUCUACUGAAGAACACGUACGUUAUUUUCCUGGAGAUUGCUAGUGCUAAUUUUCAGCGUUGAAUCAAAUAAUCUCAAUCACGACGAGGAGCUGCUUCGAUGAGUGGACCAGGAUUGUGACUGCUUGAUGCAUUCGGUUCUUGUGAUCAUGUUUUGUGCAGCCCUGUGAACUGUGGUGUUUCUGACAAAAAAAAAAAAUGCCGUGCCUGUAAUUAUCUGCUCUGUUCCAAGAGAAAUGGUUGUGGAUGGUGCAUUUGCGCUUAGAUUUGCUUUCAAUAUUUCUAUAUGAACUGUUUCAAAAAAAA